CUCGAAUUGUUGGGAGAUGUUGAUGUAUGAAUUUUAGCACUACGGGAAAAUGAUCAGCUACUAGUCGAGAGAACUUUUCCUCUACUAAGAAGUACACUAGUAUAUAGUACCGGGAAACAUUCCAUUAGUUAAUGGGUUAAUUGCAAGGUUGGUUAUUGAGAUUACUAAAAAACGUUCAUGUUUGGUCACUAAAAGUAUUUAAUUUCAUACGUGGUCACUUAAAUUAGUUAAAUACUUCAAGUUUGACCACUCUUCGUCCAACUCAGUGAACUUUUGCUUACGUGCCGGUCAACUGUAAAAGUUGAUCGUUAAAUGUGUGACCUGACAAUUACAAAAAAAUUAAUUUUUAGAUUUUCCACCUCAAUUAACCAGCCAGUCGACAACAAUCACACAACCCGUCGCCUCGUAGGGGGUCACAGCAGGUGAGGUCAGCCGGCCUCUCCACCUCAAUUAAAUUUUUAUGAAAUAUAUACCAAGAAAUUCAUAAAAAAAAAUAAACAAAAAGUAACUGUAUUUUUUUUCGUUGAACAAAAGUAACUGUAUUGGUACAAUACAACACAAGCAAUUUUAAAAACAACAUUAGAUAGUUUAUUUAUAAAAUUAGUUACCAACAGAUAAGUAAGGAUACCAAGUAAAUUUCUAUAAAAAAAGGAUACCAAGUAAAUUACUCUUUAAAAUCAUAAAUCCAUAAUCGUAAAAUCCAUAAAAAAAAAUCCAACAAACAAACAACAAAUUUUUUGAAAUUGUAACGAAUCAAAUUUAUCAUAAAUUCUCAAUUUUGCAAAACCUUCAUUUUAACUAAAAUCCUUGGGGUCCUUGAGAUGAGAAACGAAACAAUCUGGUCAAAUUUGUCUGUUUGGUUGUACAAAUUUUAGAUAAAAUAAUUCUGUCUGAGGAAUUUCAAUUGACUCAUUUUAAAGUAAUUACAUAUGUCUGAAAUGUGGAUAAACAAUUCGUUUUUUUUUUUUCCUUUCGAAAAUGUUGGUAGAGGUAGACAAUUCAAAUUCACCCAAUUUGUAAAAAUGAGACAAUUAACAAGUAAACCACACCUUCUUGAAAGAAAAGUAAUUUUUGGGCCGCAAACCCCAAUACUAAAAGCCCACUGUUCGAAGGCCAUCCCCGUGCCGUGAUGAGCCCGAUCCUUGACGACGCAGCCCACACUGAAUUCCCCUUUUUCCACUAGGUAUAAAUACGGAUCCCAAACAGCCAAUCACGUCCCGUUUUGCUUACGCUGAGGCUGAGCCCUAAACUAUCUUUCCCCUGCUUAGCACUCUUCUCCUUUUCCUUCGCUUCGCUUCGCUUCUCCCCCAUUUGUUUUUCCGACUGCUUUCUGCGGCCGCUCUUAUAGCAGACAUGGCCAGUGCUACUCCCUCCGCAGUCGUUCCAGAGCAUAACAAGAAGGAGCGAGAGGACGAAGAAGAGAAUUCGCCGGCGGCUGAUGACGAGGACACCGGAGCUCAGGUCGCUCCCAUCGUGAAGCUCGAAGAGGUGGCCGUGACCACCGGCGAGGAGGAUGAGGAUCCUAUCAUCGAUCUGAAAUCGAAACUUUAUCGCUUCGACAAGGAAAGCAACCAGUGGAAAGAGAGAGGAACUGGAACGGUGAAGCUGUUGAAGCAUAAGGACAAUGGCAAAGUCCGCCUCGUCUUUCGCCAAUCCAGGACACUCAAGAUCUGUGCUAACCAUUUAGUUAUUGCGGGAACGAAAGUUCAAGAGCAUCCGGGCAAUGAUAAAUCAUGCAUAUGGCAUGCUACUGAUUUCGCUGAUGAGGAGUUGAAGGAUGAGCUCUUCUGCAUCAGAUUUGCCUCUGUUGAGAACUGCAAAACUUUCAUGGAAAAUGUUCAGGAGGUGGCUGAAAGUCAGAGCAAGGAAGAAAGUGAAGAUGCUUCAGAGACUGCCAAUCUUCUCGACAAGUUGAGUGUCGAGGAAGGUAAGACCGAGGGCAGUGCAAAUGCAAAGGGAACCAGCUGUGAUGCAACUGCUGAUGACAAGAAGGAACCGGCGGAGACAGAAAAGAAGAAUGCUGAACCAGCUUCAUCAGCUUGAAACCAACAGGAGGAAGAAAAACCUUUGGGGUAUGUUUGUGGUUUGUGGAAGUCAUUUGACCAGCUGCAGUCAGUAAUAUGCGUAGGCACAAAAAGGGGUACGAAGCAAGAAAGAAGAACCUGUGGUGUGUGAGAUUGAUGGUGUGGUUGGUCAUAGGUUUUGCGAUCGCAAUAUAAUACGGUUAAGUUAGGGCGAUUUAAACUCGUUUGUUUUGACUUUUGAGUCUGUCUUUGGUAAAAAGUCGAGGUCUCGAAUGGUGGUUGUUGGGUACAGUGUGUUUCCAGUGGUCUUGUCUGGACUGGUUCGGUUUGCCUCGGCAACGUUAGUCAUCGAAAGUCAGCUUCUUGUCUGCAGUUCUAUUGAACAAGAAGAGUUGGUCGUUGGUCUUGUGCUGGUGUCGGGUUGAUGAAUAUACCACCUUAUUCUGUCUGUGGAAUCAUCUGUUUGGAAUGGGCGGUCUUUGAAGAAUGCGAUAUUUAUGCUUUCUUUUGUGGAGUUUUAUUAGGGCUAUGUUAAGCAGCUACCAAUUUUACCCUUACCCUCAUUGCUAACCUACAUUUAACGAUUAAAUCAUUAAUCCAUAAGUAGAAUGUGUGUAGAUAAACGGAAGAUGAAAAUCUCUUAGUCGGUAGGGCUAUAACAUUGGCCCGAACUACUCACUGGUCCAGCCUGACCCGAUAUAACCUCGAGGGUCGGGUAGGAUCAAUAAGACUUUAGGGUCAAA
This is a messenger RNA of Linum trigynum, 2767 nucleotides long. Lineage: Eukaryota; Viridiplantae; Streptophyta; Magnoliopsida; Malpighiales; Linaceae. The record is from the annotation of a GenBank genome assembly.